This is a messenger RNA of Eimeria necatrix, 354 nucleotides long. RefSeq names its product OSJNBb0016B03.9 protein, related. The record is from RefSeq and is a predicted model, not a curated record. Gene Ontology annotation, biological process: DNA integration. Gene Ontology annotation, molecular function: nucleic acid binding. The coding region runs from base 1 to 354 and encodes 117 amino acids. NCBI's taxonomy places the organism in Eukaryota, Apicomplexa, Conoidasida, Eucoccidiorida, Eimeriidae. The transcript has a single exon.
AUGUCCUCGUCUUACCAUCCCCAAAGCGACGGCCAAACUGAACGGGUUAACUGCGCACUGGAGGAGAUGCUUUGUACCUACAUCCAAUCUGACGAACGCAAGUGGGAGCGCUUGCUUCCGGCGUUAGAACUUGCCUAUAACACGACAAGCCAUUUAUCCACCGAGCUCUCUCCCUUCGAGGUCAUGAUCAGCAAGAACCCGCUGACUGCUGCAACUCUUGAUAUCCUAGGCACGUUAGCCCCUACGUUCACUCCUCCGAUGAAUAAGCUUUUCCGGCAGCUCUGCGACAGAGCACAGAGCCACAUCCUGAAAGCAGAAUGGCAGCAGAAAUACUACGCAGACACAAAGCGCUGA